Molecule: messenger RNA, 290 nt
Organism: Aaosphaeria arxii CBS 175.79
Lineage: Eukaryota; Fungi; Ascomycota; Dothideomycetes; Pleosporales
Exons: 1
Coding region: 40-216 (58 amino acids)
Source: RefSeq, a predicted model, not a curated record
CUACCCUCUUCCCUGAUUUCCAUCGCGCACUGCAAAUGUAUGUGGGUGUCUUGCGAAUCUAUCUCUCACCAAUCGCCACCCCUGCACACUCCCUCCCGAUCCCUUACUCGCGUGGCUGGCAACCUUCCUCCUCCUGCUUGCUGCAUACCUGCAUACCUGCAUAAACUGCACAACUACAUGCAAACCCCGCGUCCCCGCGCCUUCAACAAAAAAUAAAAAAACAAAACGGUCCAUGCUCAUGCUCACACCCCGGGCGGGCGUUGGCGCCUCGGUGGGAAUUGCGAUAGGUG